AUUUAAUAUCAAAACUUUUUUUCUCCUCUUGGGUUUUAUUAAACUACUUUCAGUCAUGUCUUUUCAACCAUCCGAUGCGCACUCCACGCUCUCAGUAACUGAGAAGACAUUCAGUUCGUAUGACGAGAACCAAGGCAAGGCCUACGCCUCUGCCCGUCCCGAUUAUGAUACUAGUGUAUAUCAAACAAUUGUAAACCACCACAAGUCUACAGGAGGUCAAUUCGAUACUAUUGUAGAUGUUGGUUGUGGACCUGGUCCGGCUGCAAGGGGACUUGCUCCAUACUUUGCCAACGUCAUUGGGCUCGACCCCUCUGAAGGCAUGGUGGCAACUGCCCGCACCUUUGGCGGGGUUUCUUUGGCGUCACGACCCAUUCGGUUUGAGAUAUCAACGGCGGAGGAUCUUGGUGCACACCUAACAACUCCUAUUGGCGAUUCAAGUGUUGAUCUCAUAACCGCGGCAAAUGCUGCCCAUUGGUUCGAUAUGCCGCGGUUCUGGCUGGCAGCUGCCCGCGUCCUCAAACCUGGAGGCACGGUUGCGCUUUGGACAAGCGGUGAAGUGCGCGCUCACCCAUCUAUGCCAAAUGCCGCUGCAAUUCAAGCAGCAUUGGAUGAUCAUUCGGAGACUUAUCUGAAAGCAUUCUAUGUACCAGGCAAUUACAUGGUACGUAACAGAUAUGCCGACCUGCCUUUACCGUGGUCGAUCGCGCAACAAAUUGAAGCAUUUGACAAAGAAAGUUUUGUACGAAAAGAGUGGGCAACAGGAGAGAAAUUUGUUGCCGGGGAAUCUGAGGUGGAUUUGGACACAUUUGAGAAAAUCAUGGCAAGUGGCAGUCCUCAAACGCGAUGGCGCCAAGCCCACCCCGAUGCCGUCGGCACCGAGAAUGAUGUUGUGAGAAUCUUACGGAGGAGGAUUGAACGUCUACUCCGAGAUGGUGGCGUGGAAGAAGGGAAAGAAAAGAUUCGAGGCACCGUUCAUGGGGCCAUGUUGUUAAUAAAAAAGAGGGUGUAAUAAUGCGCAGUAACUGUGUAGCUGCUUCUUAUUUGUUCUACAGCUGCUGCUCCGGAAGCUUAUUAAACUUAUCAAUUGGCUAGUCUGGAAAACAGCAUCAACAGUGUAUGAGCAAAAUCCUUAGUUUUGCAUAGAUUAUGUGAUUCUUCAU
Messenger RNA from Trichoderma virens Gv29-8, 1160 nucleotides. RefSeq lists its product as uncharacterized. Lineage: Eukaryota; Fungi; Ascomycota; Sordariomycetes; Hypocreales; Hypocreaceae. The coding region runs from base 56 to 1009 and encodes 317 amino acids. The record is from RefSeq and is a predicted model, not a curated record. The transcript has a single exon. Gene Ontology annotation, molecular function: S-adenosylmethionine-dependent methyltransferase activity.